AAACAACACGCCCCAUGCAGAAUGACUGCUUGCGGAAGACGGAUUCUGUGAUGCGGACAACUUUACAACUUAUUUAUUUUUAGCGCCCUCUACUAGGCUAUAAGUUAUACGAUUGACGUAUUUUUCUUGGUGGUCCAGUUUGCAUUCUCGAUCUCUGAUACGGUACUCGUUGGUCUGAAAUUAAUUGUUUACGUCUGGCCGCCUCGGGUCGUCCGCUAUUGCUAAUAUAGAAAAUUUUCUGUUCGUUAUAAACAAGUGGUAUUAUUUGUAAAAUCUUCAUUUUAUGUAGCGUCCAUGUCGGGAAAACAAAGAUCAAAAGCUAAUUUAAUUCACGAGAGUUACAACCUUACAUAGGCUGUAAGAAGCAUCAAGAUGUCUCAGGGUGGUGGUCCUACUUCAUCAAAGGAGAAGAGUGAUGCCAGUCUUGACCUUCAGGUUGAGGAAUUAUUAAAACCACCUGAAAAGCUUCCUCUAACAAGCAGCCCCUUGGAUGGGGAACCUGAGAAUCACUUCCCUCAAUUUGGAGAAAAGGAUUAUGAAAGUCAUAGAAGUGACAAUGUCUUGGUUCAUCAUCAGCUGGAACCAUUACCAAAGAGAGGUUCUUCAAGGAGUUUAAGAGAGAGUGAUGCCCAGCAGCAGAAGAUACGCACUAGUCAGUCUAGUAAGAGCAUUGCUGAUGCUACAGAGGAACUCAUUACAAGUAUUGCUGAAGAGAAUGUCACUGAUAGUGUUGAUGGGGGAGAGAAAAGUGCACCAAAGUUUAUAAUUGGAGAAGAAGAUGGAACUGAACCAUUUGUCCAGUCUGAAAGUCAAUCAGAUGAAAAGAAUCUUCAUACUGAUGCUAAUGCUAAGCUCAAUGAAAAGCCUGGAUCCCACAAGCACCAUCGUCACCACCACCACUCUCAUAGCAAGAAGCAACGUAACUUGUCUGUGGACCCCAAUGAACGUCUACGACAGGGUAGUGAUGUUAAUCUUAAGAUGCAUGAUAUAUCUAUCAAGAUUGGUGGUGAUGAUGAUGAUGAUGAUGAGGAAGAAGGAGAGAUGAAUCCAUCCAUCAGAGAGACCAUGGCUGUCCAUCGUCUUGGUGAUAUGUCUGGAGGAGGACGCCAUCACCAUUCCUCUCACAGGCACAGUGUCAGCUCCUUUGUCCAUGUGCGUGGUAGGAGAAAUUCGGGGGAGAAGAAGAAGAAAAAUUCACCAAGAAAGAAAGAGUUUGAUCACAGGCCUCAUGAGGUCUUUGUUGAAUUGGAUGAGUUGUACAAAGAGGAAGGUCAUGAGAUGCAAUGGAAGGAGAAAGCUCGUUGGAUCAAGUAUGAGGAAGAUGUAGAAGAAGGUGCACAGCGCUGGGGUAAACCUCACGUUGCUUCUCUAUCCUUUCACAGCCUGGUAGAGCUAAGACAAUACUUAGAACAUGCCACUGCCUUGUUUGAUUUGGAAGAGACUAAUCUCUCAACAAUCUUUCAUCGCAUCGUUGACACCAUGAUCAACGCUGGUCAGAUCAAAGAAGAGAAUAGAGGAGAUAUCAUGAGAGCACUCUUACUCAAACACAAGCACGUGAAUGAUGGUGGCAACCACAAUAUUCUACGCAACUUCUCUACCAUCUCCCUUGGUUCCAUGGAUGACAAGAAGGGUGAAAGGCAUGAGAAACAUCAUCACCACUCUGGUAUCUUUAAGAACCUGUCUUCAAUCAGCCUUACUGGACAUGGUCAAACAAAGCCGGAAUCUGAAGUACGUAUUCCUAUGAUCAGCAUUGAUGGCAAACCUAAUACAAACGGCACGCCUAAUGACAACCAGAAUGCAUCGUCCGGUGGAUUUAACACCACACCCUCUUCAACCUCUCUCAUGAAACUCGCCCAUAAACUGGACAACAAGAAGAUUGAAGGCAUCAUGCGAAAGAUCCCACAGGAUGCAGAAGUAACCUCUGCUUUGGUAGGUGAGGUUGACUUCCUCCAGACCCCAGCUGUCUCAUUUGUACGUCUUGCAGAAGGUGCUAUCCUAGAUAACUUCUCUGAAGUACCCAUCCCUGUCAGGUUCCUCUUUGUCAUGCUGGUACCAACCGAUUCUGACAUCAACUACCAUGAACUUGGAAGAUCUUUCUCCACGCUCAUGUCCAAUGAUCACUUCCAUGAGACUGCAUACCGUGCUGAAUCAAUGAGGGAUCUUCUGACAGCCAUGAACACUUUCAUUGAUCACACCAUUGUACUACCACCCGGUGACUGGGAUAGGGAACUUCUUCUUCCAGUACUACGAAUGCAGAAUGAGAAGAUGAAGAAGUUGAGAGCUGAAUCAAUGGAAGAUGAGUUUGAUGGGGAUUUGACGGUCACUGAUAUCACUUCCAAGAAACGUUACCCAAGGUUCCCUGAUCCUCUAAAGAGGACAGGUAAGAUCUUUGGAGGUUUGAUCAAUGAUGUCAGACGUCGUUACCCUCACUAUUGGUCUGAUAUCAAGGAUGCAUUCAACUUUCAGUGUAUCGCUGCUUUCUUCUUCAUAUUCUUUGCUGCCCUUUCUCCAGCCAUCACUUUUGGUGGCUUGUUAGCUGACAAGACAGAGAACUGGGUUGGUGUAUCAGAGACCAUCAUUGCCACAGCACUCAAUGGAUGUAUCUUUGCAUUGUUCUCUGCUCAGCCAUUGACUAUCGUGGGUGUGACUGGGCCUAUUCUUGUCUUUGAAGAAAACCUGUAUUCGUUCUGUAGUGACCGCAACAUUGAGUACCUACCGUUCCGUGUUUGGGUCGGUAUCUGGCUCUUUGUCAUCAUCACUGUCAUGGUUGCAUUUGAAGGGAGUGUUCUGGUUCAAUACUUUACACGCUUUACUGAAGAGAUCUUUGCGUUCCUCAUUGGUCUCAUCUUUAUCUAUGAAGUGUUUGCCAAGCUGUAUAAGAUCUUCAAUGCCCAUCCUCUCCUUGAAGACUACUGUCUUAUCCCUGGUACUGAUGGAUUCAUGAACUAUACAGAGGUCUGGACCAAUUCCUAUACAGAAUACACCAAUGAGAAUGGAACUGUCAUCUAUAAUCUUUCUGCUCCUGGCAACAUGACAGUUAUGGGUGAUUGUUCUUCAAGCAAGAAGGUGAUAGAGGGUCAACCAAACACUGCUCUCCUUUCUACCAUUCUAACCCUUGGAACUUUCUUCUUAGCUUUCUUCCUUCGUAAAUUCAGACAGGGACGUUUUCUCGGGAGGAGUGCAAGAAAAAUGAUUGGUGACUUUGGAAUUCCCAUUUCUAUCCUGGUCUUUGUGAUGGUUGACUUCUUCGUCAAGCCUACAUACACACAGAAACUUGAUGUUCCUGAUGGUCUGAAGCCAUCUGAUGUCUGCAAACGUGGUUGGUUUGUUAACCCUCUUGGUAUCGACAAACCUCUUGGUAUCGGUCUCAUGUUUGCUGCUUGCAUCCCCGCUCUUCUUGCUUUCAUCCUCAUGUACAUGGAAACACUCAUCACUGGACUGAUCAUUAAUAAGAAGGAUAACAAGAUGAAGAAGGGUUCUGGAUAUCAUUUAGACACCUUCCUCAUUGGUUGCAUGGCUGUUUGGAAUGGUCUGCUAGGAUUACCUCUGGUAUGGGCUGCUACUGUCAGGUCAGUCACCCACAUUGGUGCUCUCUCUGUCUUCAGCAAGUCACAUGCUCCAGGAGAAAAACCAAAACUUAUCAAAGUCCUGGAACAGAGGCUCACCGCUCUAUUCAUCCACAUUGUUAUUGGUGCAUCCAUUGCCAUCUCUCCCCUCCUUCGUAAAGUUCCUCUUGCUGUUCUCUUUGGUGUAUUCCUCUACAUGGGUGUUACAUCACUCAAUGGUAUCCAGAUGGUUGAGAGAGCCAGUCUUCUAUUCAUGCCUGUCAAACAUCAUCCAGAUACACGCUAUGUUAGGGAGGUUCGUACAUGGAGGAUGCAUGUCUUUACUAUCAUCCAGCUAUCAUGUCUAGCUAUCCUUUGGAUCAUCAAACUCACCCCAGCUGCCCUUGCUUUCUCAUUCUUCCUCAUCCUCCUUGUUCCUAUCCGUAGUCAGUUGAAGAGGAUCUUUACUAAGCAGGAAUUAGAUGCGCUUGAUAGUGAAGAGGUAGAUGCUAAUGAUGAUGAAGACGAUGAGUAUCAGACCGUUCACAUGCCUCAGUAGAGGUCAAAGGUAAUUUGAGGGUCCAUCAAAAAGCAUAUUGAAUUUUUGCUGCCAUUAACAGUACAUAAGAUAUCCUUCCAUGGGAUUUCUUUUAAGAAAUUAAAUGCCAUUGACCAUUGUAAAUCAACAGAUGUUAAAGAUUCAGAGGUUGUGUGAGGUUUAAAGGUCAUAAUAACCUUUGUAACGUCAUUUGUAAGCAGGUGGUGUAUCAAGAUAGAUUUGUACUAUCAAGAGCUUCAUGUCUACAACUGCCUUCUAGUCUUUUCCAUGAAGAAGAUAUUUUGAUUGUUUGAGGAUUUAUAACGUUAAAAAUUUUGAGAAAAUGAAUGUUUGCUUGAGAUGAAUCAAUGGAGUUGUGAUGAUAGUGAUAGCAUGGAGGAUACAUUCUCAAGGACUUUAAUGUAUAUGAAUAAAUGAACAAUUUAUGAAACAGUAUUUUUAAUCUUUUUAAUAAUUACAUCAAAAUAUGCCGUCCAAUAGUCUUCACGGACAUAUAAGCUGUUACAAAGUCACUUAAUGAUGUACGUAUUUUAAAUUUAUGAUUUUUAAGGGCAUAUUCAUGGCAUUUAGUAAAAUAUAAUAUAUGAUGUGCUGGUACCUUGUACAAAGAAAAAUAUAUUUCUCUUCAUCUUGACAUAAAACGUAGCAAACCACAAAAUAAAUAUAUUGUAAAUGUAUGUAGUACAUAUGAUUUCUUGGCAGUAUUGUUUGUGAAAAAUUGAUAUCUGUUUCAUAUCACAUUUCAACCAAAUAAUUGUGCAAGAAAACCCCAAACCUCCAAUCAUCUACCGUCUUCAAAACAGGGUCUUACAAACAAUUUUAUCACGGAAGGAAAGCCAUAUCCAUGCAGCAUUUCACUGUUGCAGAUAUCACUUUGCUUGACCAUACUAUCUAUUGAGAGACAAAGAGAUAUAAUUCUCUCGUGAUUUGGUUUAUCACCCUUUUGGUGCCAAAGAGAUGAUAUGUAUUGUGUGAGGAGAAUUCCUCUCCAGCCCUCUGUUGAUGGUGAAGUCUGGACCAUCCAAAUAAAAUUACCCUAUGAUAAGUCUACAGACCAUCAAACCUAAAUACUGAUUGGUAUAAGCCUGUCGAUUUUGUUACAGUCUUUAGAAGCACAAUCUGAUUCAAUAAAGACUUGUCCGACAGAAUUGUUUCAUUUCGAUAUUCAUGUUUGAUUACAUAUCAAGCUGCGUUUCAGUGUUUGUAUAUUCUCGCACAAACUCCUAGUAUCAGGCUUUGAUAAUAGUUACAUGAUAUACGGUAUAUCUAUGUAUGCUUUGUAACAAUUCUGUAUUAUGAAUUACUACUUGUGACCGGAAAUGUGCAUACAGAACAGUAUUAUUCAUAAAUCUUCAACUCUUUCUUUUUAGUACUUCUUUUCUACUCAGUCUUCAGUACUACGCAAUUCAAAUAUUAAAAUUAAAAGAGCAUUAGGUUCGUACAGAGGCUUGAAUAAAAAAAAGUAGAGUAAAUGUAACAAAAUGUGGGUUUUUUUUUUCUUUGCAUAUAUUGUAUUUUAAAAGUGAUGAAAUAAUGCUUAUGUAGCAAAGUAAUCUUUCUUAAAACAUUCACACUUUGAAUGAAAUUUUGUCCCAAAUUUCUUUGUUAUUUGUUAAAACAAUGAUGACUUAAAAGUAUAAAGAAACCUUAAUGAUGUGGAAGCUAUUAUUCAUUUUACUGGAUUUUACAAUCUCACCAGAAUACUCAUUAAGCAAUGUUAAGAUAAAACAAAUUACUUACAGUGAGUGUAUAUAUGUCAUUGCUUGCUUUCUUUCCACUGAAAUUAUAAUGUUUGUAGAAGCCUUUUCUCUAGAAAACUUUUUUUAAGUGUGAAAUUUUGCAAAUUUAUAAUUUGAUUUGUGACAGUGUGUUUAAGUAGUAUUUUUUGUUGAUAAAUAUUUUCAUUUAUUUUUUUUCUACAGACUCCCAAUAAAACAUUGUUCAAAAGGUGCUUUCAUUAAAUAAAUUUAUUUGAUUUCAUGUAUAUAUAAUUCAAAUUAUUUUUGUAUCUAUUAAUUUACUGAAGCUUGUAAAUUAUAUAUUUAUUGAUAUUUUACGCAACUAUCUUUCACUUAUUGUUUUCAUUGUGAGUUGACCUAAUAGUUUAUGAUAAAUUAAAAAUGUUAGUCGCAAAAUUUAAAAUGCUUUAACACCUAGUGCUUAAAACUGAAAUAGGGAUUUGAAAUGAAUUCAAUAUACAUAAAAUUGAACAAACAGGACUGAAUUACUGAAUAUUUGCUGAAAUUUCAUUAUUAGUAUUAUCUUUAUGUCAAUAUUUUAUUUCAUCACAUAACCCCAUUUUUCCUUUCCAAUAUGUUUGUAGAUUUAUGUUUGUUGCACUACAAUUUUUUUUUCAUACUACACUACAUCAUAUUUGUGUUGAAAUGUGAGGAUACUAAAGUAGGCCUGUACAUACAUAUAUACACAAAAAAAAAUUUGCUAAAAUUUGCAUCGUGACAUUAACUGAUUUUGUUUGUUCUUAUUUUUUUAGUUGACCUGAUUCACAUGUCUUCUAACAUUAGAAAACAUUAUGUAUAUAUUGCAAUGAAGUCUUUUGAGGCUAAAUGUGACAUAGACACAUAUAGAGCAUUUCUAAAAUGAGACCACUUUACGUGUAUCUAUAAUGGUCACAUUUUCUGUCUGCUUUGAACUGCCAUAAUAGAGAAGUUUGACAAAUCCUUGACUUUUAGUAUACUAUGGUUCUUUGAAGGCAUUUGGGAUGUAAAAUAUUUUGAUAGGAUAUAAAAGGGGAUUUAAAAGAGGUAUAAUGGUUUGUGUGUGAUAAACAGGAUGCCAAAUUAGAGGAAGCAUUGUUUGAAUAGAGCAGAACUUUAAAUUAAAUUUAAUCUUAUUUAUGAAAAUGUACUACUCUACAAUAUUUAUGUUAAUAAAUGUAUAUAGGAGCUCUCAUCUUGCUUUUCAUGUCCAUGAGAAAAAUACAUCUUUUAAAAUUGGAAUUGUUUGUUUAGUAAUGCAUAGUUUCUUUUAUUGGAUGCCAUCUUAUUUUUUUUCUAGCUCUAAUUACUCAGAAUAAUGUGCGACAUUUUCUGGAAGAACAAUCUAAAAUAUCUGCUUGAUCUUUAAUUAUGUCUAUGUUGAUAUUAUGCAUACAUUUGAAAUAAUGCGAUUCUAUAGAUGCUAUUUUUGUAUAUUAAAGAUUGUAAUAUUCUAUAUUUCAUUUAUUGAUGCAAGCAGUAUAUUGUUUUGUUUACAAAUUCAAAUUGCUUGAUCGGAGUUUGGUUUGGGAAAUUUCAUAAAUUGUUCGCAAUAAAGGUGUUUGUAUGUGCUUUUUUUUUUUUUUUUGCACAAGAUUAUUAAAUGAAAUGGAAAAUA
Lytechinus pictus (painted urchin) is the source of this 7437-nucleotide messenger RNA. RefSeq names its product band 3 anion transport protein-like. Gene Ontology annotation, cellular component: plasma membrane. Gene Ontology annotation, biological process: bicarbonate transport; transmembrane transport; monoatomic anion transport. The record is from RefSeq and is a predicted model, not a curated record. The transcript is spliced from 24 exons. The coding region runs from base 373 to 4104 and encodes 1243 amino acids. NCBI's taxonomy places the organism in Eukaryota, Metazoa, Echinodermata, Echinoidea, Temnopleuroida, Toxopneustidae. Gene Ontology annotation, molecular function: monoatomic anion transmembrane transporter activity; solute:inorganic anion antiporter activity.